Messenger RNA from Salvia splendens (bonfire salvia), 633 nucleotides. RefSeq lists its product as uncharacterized. The record is from RefSeq and is a predicted model, not a curated record. The coding region runs from base 1 to 633 and encodes 210 amino acids. The transcript has a single exon. NCBI's taxonomy places the organism in Eukaryota, Viridiplantae, Streptophyta, Magnoliopsida, Lamiales, Lamiaceae. Gene Ontology annotation, molecular function: zinc ion binding.
AUGACUUACUCCAUUGGUGAUGACACCUAUUUGUGUGGAUGUAAAAAGUUUGAGAAACUUGGUGUAAUGUGCAACCAUAUAUGUUAUGUGUUGAAAUAUAAGUUUGUUAGGUUGAUACCCGAGAAGUUGCAUGGAGGAAGAUGGUUGAAGUCACAAUUUGUGAAGCCAAUACAUGGAGGUUUUUCUGAUGAUCAAGAAAUACACCUUGUUGUGGACGAGAAGAAGAUUGCAUUUAAAAACUUGUAUGCAUUAUCAUUUGAAAUAAUACAAAGUAUUGAAGGGAACAUUGACCAAAUCAAUGCAUUUACUACAAUUAUUGAAGCAGGUCAGAAGCAGCUUCUUAGAGAAGGUGUUAUCAUGUCUUCCACAGAGAAGAGAGCAUUGAUCGAGAACUUCUAUGGCUCACAAGUUCUGAACUUUAUUGAAGUUUAUCAUCCGGGUGUUGUCAGUAUAAAGGGAAGUGGAAGUAGGAAGAAAUCGAAGAAAUCGAAGAAAGAGUCAGCAAUGAAGUUAUCAAUGAAACCAUGUCGAAAAUGUAGAAACUGCCAUGAGAUUGGACAUCAUGAUCCGAGGAACUGCAAAAAAGGUGAAAGAGAAUACGAAACAGAGGCAGUGAUAUCUGGACACAAAUAG